AGACACAGGCGGUCUCCGUUGAAAGAAAAGCCUUUAAAUACUCUACUCUCUCUCUCUCUACAUAUAAAUCUAUAAGUAUCUCUCUGUAAAUAUAUCCUCAAAUUUUAAUUUCUCUUUGCUACUUCGAUCUCAUAGAUCCUCGAUUCCUAUAACUAUGGCCAAUGCAGCUUCUGGAAUGGCUGUGCAUGAUGAUUGCAAGCUAAAGUUUUUGGAGCUGAAGGCGAAACGAACUUACCGCUUCAUAGUUUUUAAGAUUGAGGAGAAGCAAAAGCAAGUUGUUGUGGAAAAGCUUGGUGAGCCGACUCAAAGCUAUGAAGAUUUUACUGCAAGCCUCCCUGCUGAUGAGUGCCGAUAUGCUGUUUAUGAUUUCGACUUUGUGACUGAAGAGAAUUGCCAAAAGAGCAGAAUUUUCUUCAUUGCGUGGUCUCCUGACACUUCAAGGGUGAGAAGUAAGAUGAUCUAUGCCAGUUCUAAGGAUCGGUUUAAGAGAGAACUAGAUGGUAUUCAGGUAGAGUUGCAGGCAACUGAUCCAACUGAAAUGGGCCUUGAUGUCAUUAGGAGCCGUGCCAGCUAAAUAGAAUAUGCCAAUUUCGCAGUGAAGGGUUUCUUAUGCACUCUUAAGCGAAAUGUUUAUAGUUCAUGGACGGUGAACCUGACUGAAUUAUGGUUACUGGUUUGUUGUUUGAGUUUCACCUUACAGUCUUCUUCUGGAAUGGUUUCGAUGAUUUUGAUUAUAUUUUUAUGAUCUGUUAUGCACUGAACUUAUGCAGCGUGUGUUUCUUUAUAGUUAUGUUUACGAUAUAUGGUGUAUCAUCAUCUGAUGGUAGAGCGAACUGGUUUACUUAUAUGGAUGGUAUAGCCAACUGGUUUACUUAAAUGGAUGGUAUAGCGAACCGGGGUUUUGUA
Messenger RNA from Hevea brasiliensis (rubber tree), 906 nucleotides. Its product is annotated as actin-depolymerizing factor 2. The record is from RefSeq and is a predicted model, not a curated record. Gene Ontology annotation, molecular function: actin filament binding. Lineage: Eukaryota; Viridiplantae; Streptophyta; Magnoliopsida; Malpighiales; Euphorbiaceae. Bases 155 to 574 code for a protein of 139 amino acids. The transcript is spliced from 3 exons. Gene Ontology annotation, cellular component: cytoplasm; actin cytoskeleton. Gene Ontology annotation, biological process: actin filament depolymerization.